This is a messenger RNA of Rhincodon typus (whale shark), 2457 nucleotides long. It is a transcript of the gene ap3d1, whose product is annotated as adaptor related protein complex 3 subunit delta 1. The record is from RefSeq and is a predicted model, not a curated record. Bases 259 to 2457 code for a protein of 732 amino acids. Gene Ontology annotation, cellular component: membrane coat; terminal bouton; endosome membrane. Gene Ontology annotation, biological process: Golgi to vacuole transport; protein targeting to vacuole; synaptic vesicle budding from endosome. Lineage: Eukaryota; Metazoa; Chordata; Chondrichthyes; Orectolobiformes; Rhincodontidae. The transcript has 19 exons.
CCCGCAGUUGGUCACCUGACGCUAGCCCAGCCGCGGCCAUUUUCUGUUGCUAUUUGUAACCUGUAAGGGGGAACAGUGCGGAGGCAAUAUAAUUCAUUGCUGUGGCUCCGCUGAUUCACUCUUUACAUCCUCUUUCCACGGUUGUGUAGAUUCAGGAGAGGAAAAACUGGCAUGUGUCCCAACAUCGGUGGUCGGUGAAAGGGAGAAGGGUUUGUGCAGUGCUCAAGAAGAUCCCGGAGAAAGCCGACCCGAAGGAACAUGGCUCUGAAAAUCGUGAAAGGUAGCAUUGACCGAAUGUUUGACAAGAAUUUGCAGGACCUGGUACGUGGCAUCCGGAACCACAAGGAAGACGAGGCCAAAUACAUUUCACAAUGUAUUGAUGAAAUAAAGCAGGAGCUGAAGCAGGAUAAUAUUGCAGUAAAGGCCAAUGCAGUCAUCAAGCUUGCAUAUCUGCAGAUGCUGGGUUAUGACAUCAGCUGGGCUGCCUUCAACAUUAUAGAAGUAAUGAGUUCAUCUAAGUUUACAUUCAAGAGAAUAGGGUAUCUGACUGCCUCUCAGUGCUUUUAUGAAGGGACCGAUGUAAUCAUGUUGACAACUAAUCAGAUUCGUAAGGACCUCAGCAGCCCAAAUCAGUAUGAUACUGGAGUUGCUUUGACUGGUUUAUCAUGUUUCGUUACCCCAGAUCUUGCCAGGGAUUUGGCAAAUGACAUUAUGACACUGAUGUCUCAUACAAAGCCUUAUAUUAGAAAGAAAGCUGUGCUUAUUAUGUACAAGGUAUUCCUUAAAUACCCAGAAUCCCUACGACCUGCCUUCCCUCGCCUUAAGGAAAAGCUGGAGGAUCCUGAUUCUGGUGUUCAGUCUGCUGCCGUGAAUGUUAUCUGUGAGCUUGCCCGUCGCAAUCCGAAGAAUUAUCUUUCCCUCGCUCCAUUGUUCUUCAAACUAAUGACAUCAUCAACUAAUAAUUGGGUCCUCAUUAAAAUCAUCAAACUCUUUGGAGCCCUUACCCCACUUGAGCCACGGCUGGGGAAAAAACUCAUUGAGCCACUGACUAAUUUAAUACACAGCACCUCAGCCAUGUCCCUUUUGUAUGAAUGUGUGAACACUGUGAUAGCAGUUCUCAUCUCUCUAUCUACUGGAAUGCCAAAUCACAGUGCAAGCAUCCAGCUUUGUGUACAGAAAUUGCGCAUUCUUAUUGAAGAUUCUGAUCAAAACUUGAAGUACCUGGGUCUGCUGGCCAUGUCAAAAAUUUUGAAGACUCACCCUAAAUCUGUACAGUCCCACAAGGAUCUUAUUUUACAGUGCUUGGAUGACAAAGAUGAAUCUAUACGACUCCGUGCUUUAGAUCUUCUGUAUGGAAUGGUUUCAAAGAAGAACUUGAUGGAGAUAGUAAAGAAAUUAAUGAUUCACGUGGAUAAAGCAGAAGGCACAACGUACCGAGAUGAGCUCCUGACAAAAAUCAUUGACAUAUGCAGUCAGUCCAACUAUCAGUAUAUCACCAAUUUUGAAUGGUAUAUUAGCAUCCUGGUGGAACUGACACGACUGGAGGGAACACGACAUGGCCAUCUAAUUGCAGCACAAAUGCUUGAUGUAGCUAUCCGUGUGAAGGCUAUUAGGGCAUUCGCUGUGUCACAGAUGGCUAUGCUGUUGGAUAACGGCCAUCUGCUUGCUGGCAACAUGCAAAGAAAUGGUAUCUGUGAAGUUCUGUAUGCUGCUGCCUGGAUCUGUGGUGAAUUCUCUGAAUACCUUCAAGAGCCUAACCAAACAUUGGAAGCUAUGCUGAAAUCCAAAGUCACAACGCUGCCAGGGCAUAUCCAAGCAGUUUAUGUGCAGAAUGCUGCAAAGUUGUAUGCAUCAGUUUUGCAACAAAAUGAACAAGCUGGUGACAAAGAAGCUGCUCAAGAAAUAACACAAAUGCUGAUUGACAAGCUGCCCCAGUUUGUUCAGAAUGCUGACCUUGAAGUGCAGGAGCGGGCUUCUUGUAUUCUUCAAUUGAUUAAAUACAUACAAAAGCUUCAAGCGAAGGAUGUCCCUGUCGCAGAAGAAGUGAUGGCUUUGUUUGCUGGCGAGCUUAACCCUGUUGCUCCCAAGGCACAGAAGAAGGUUCCAUUGCCAGAUGGACUGGAUCUUGACGCCUGGAUCAAUGAUGCACCUUCAGAAAGUUCUUCAGAUGAUGAAAACCCCAAGAAAAUGAUCUUCCAUGAGGAGGAACAAAGGAAUGUCAGGCAUAGACAGCCGGAAAUGGAUGAAGAUGAGCUUGCACGGCGGCGAGAAGUAAGGAAACAAGAACAGGCAAACAAUCCGUUUUACAUCAAGAGUUCUCCGUCUUCUCAGAAGAAUUACCAAGAUGCCAGUGGCGUUGAUCAUAUACCUGUGGUGCAGAUUGAUCUUACAGUACCAUUGAGAGUACCAGGUAAUUGGCAUUAUUGCAGUUCUCUAGCUUCCAUCUAUUGCACAUAA